AGAAAAAUAAUGUCAUUUUCUAAUAAUUAAACAUUAAGCACACAUUCUCUCUCUUUCUAUAAACACAUGAAGGCUAAAGCACAUAGAACUUCCACAAACCAUCUCAGACAUUUCAUUUUUCUCAAAAGCUACUCAUUUUUCUUUUUUUCACCAAAAAAAAAAAAACCUUCCCCUUGUUCUUCAUCAAUGGAUACUUCUCAAUGGCCACAGUGGUGAAAACCAUGGAAGAGAUCAUAGUACCAAAAAAUACAAAUACAGGGAAAAUUAGGCCUCAUCAACAACAACAACAAAAAAAUGACCAAGCUUUGAAGAAUUGUCCAAGGUGCAAUUCAACAAACACAAAGUUUUGUUAUUACAACAACUAUAGUCUUUCUCAACCAAGAUUUUUUUGCAAAAAUUGUAGAAGAUAUUGGACUGAUGGUGGAUCUCUUAGGAACAUUCCUAUUGGUGGGGUUUCAAGAAAAUCCAAAAAAUCAUCAUCAAAUAUUAUGAAAAAUAAUAUUAUUUCUCCUAAAGUACAAGAUAUUCCUCCUAAUAAUGAAGGGGUUGAUCAAGAUCUCAACUUGGAUUUUUCCACUGAUUUCAAGAUUAUUUCUGAGUUGAUCCAAGUACCAAAUAAUUCCUUUAUGCCAAUGCCUAAUAUUUCUGAUCCAAAUUCAAUUUACUUAUUCUCUAGUACUAAUUUGGAUCAUGGCCUAAUUGGAAGUAGUAGUACUAGUGGUGGCUAUGAAUGUAAUAAUAUUAUUCAAGAAUUGCAAGAGAGUACUACUACUACAACAACAAGUGGAGGGAUUUUGCUUCCUUUUGAAGAUCUAAAGCAAAUUUCAAACACAAGUGAGCAAUAUAGAGAUGGAGAAUCAUCACCAAAUGGAUAUUGGAAUGCAAUUGUAGGAGGAAAUUGAGAUCUCGGUACAACAACAUAUCCAGUGUAAUCUUUGGGGUCCAAGAAGGAUAGAGUCUACAUAGAUCUUAUAAGCCUACCUGAGAAGUAGAGAGACUGCUUCCGAUAGAUCCUCGACUCAAGAAAAACAGUUUAAAGCAGUCCAGAGAUGGAGAUCUUGGUAAUUAAAGAAAAUAAUAUAAUUUAUGUGACAUGUUUUUUCUUAUGUUAAUUCUAAAAAAAUGUUAUCUUUAUGUAUUUAAAAAUAAUUUUAGCUUUAAUUUGAACAAUUUAACUAUAUAAAUGUCUAAGCUUGAUU
This is a messenger RNA of Solanum dulcamara, 1199 nucleotides long. Its product is annotated as dof zinc finger protein DOF3.7-like. Lineage: Eukaryota; Viridiplantae; Streptophyta; Magnoliopsida; Solanales; Solanaceae. Gene Ontology annotation, molecular function: DNA binding; DNA-binding transcription factor activity. Bases 201 to 902 code for a protein of 233 amino acids. The transcript is spliced from 2 exons. Gene Ontology annotation, biological process: regulation of DNA-templated transcription. The record is from RefSeq and is a predicted model, not a curated record.